Brassica napus (rape) is the source of this 375-nucleotide messenger RNA. RefSeq names its product peroxisomal isocitrate dehydrogenase [NADP]-like. The transcript is spliced from 4 exons. The record is from RefSeq and is a predicted model, not a curated record. Gene Ontology annotation, biological process: isocitrate metabolic process. Bases 1 to 375 code for a protein of 124 amino acids. Gene Ontology annotation, molecular function: isocitrate dehydrogenase (NADP+) activity. Gene Ontology annotation, cellular component: mitochondrion. Lineage: Eukaryota; Viridiplantae; Streptophyta; Magnoliopsida; Brassicales; Brassicaceae.
AUGACGUCGGUGUUGGUUUGUCCUGAUGGAAAGACCAUUGAAGCAGAGGCAGCUCAUGGCACAGUAACACGCCACUACAGAGUUCACCAAAAAGGUGGUGAAACAAGCACCAACAGCAUAGCCUCUAUUUUUGCUUGGUCCAGAGGCCUUGCCCACAGGGCAAAGCUGGACAGCAAUGCGUCGUUGUUGAACUUUAUUGAGAAACUAGAAGCGGCUUGUAUGGCGACGGUGGAGUCUGGAAAAAUGACCAAGGAUCUCGCGCUGUUGAUCCACGGAUCCAAGGUUAAGAGGGAUGAUUAUGUGAAUACAGAAGAGUUCAUUGAUGCUGUGGCAUGGGAGUUAAGAAAAAGACUGUUUGGCAGCUCCAGGUUGUGA